CCAACACCCUGAAUCACAUAUACUUAUCAAAACUAGAUACAAGAAAAAAACACCCAGAAAAGUUUAAAAGGAAGUCGCUUUAGGAAAUUUGUUUGUUGCAGAAACCCUAGCUGCUUAUUACCUGAAGAUGGCGAAAGAACUGGAGAUCACGGAGCUAAGGCUGGGUCUCCCUGGAGGAGGCAUCACGGACAAGAACGAGAAGAAAAGGGCGUUCUCGGAGAUCUCCGAUGACCGGAAAAAUCCCAGCAGAAACACGAAGAGUCAAGUGGUUGGGUGGCCGCCGGUGUGUACUUACAGGAAAAAGAACAGCUUUAACGGCAAAGACUCCGGCGCCGAUUCCUCCAAAAUGUACGUGAAAGUUAGCAUGGACGGAGCGCCGUUUCUUCGGAAGAUUGACUUGGGUUUACAUGAAGGUUACCAUGAUCUUGCCGUCGCGUUGGAGAAGUUGUUCGAUUGUUUUGGCGCCAUAGGAGGAGGGUUGAGGAAGGAUGGAGAGAUCUGUGAAUAC
Carica papaya (papaya) is the source of this 508-nucleotide messenger RNA. The record is from RefSeq and is a predicted model, not a curated record. Lineage: Eukaryota; Viridiplantae; Streptophyta; Magnoliopsida; Brassicales; Caricaceae.